AUGGCAGAACAAAAAUCAAAUCCAGUGUGGCAGCAUUUCACAGAGCCAACACCAGGGAAAGGCAAGUGCAAUAUCUGCAAUGGACUGGUGAGCUUGGGGUCUGAAAAAGGUAAAAAGAAAAACACCACAAAUUUGUGGAGUCACCUGAGGUGCCACCACCUCCAAGCUUACAAAGAUGCACAAAAGGAAAAAGAAGAAGCAGCUGCCUCUACAGCCAACGUAUCUCAGCCAACUGUAAUGGACAUGUUUGAUGCCCAACGUAAAUGGCAGAAUUCAGAUCCCAGGUCAAAAAAACUUGACACUUUAGUUACAGAAAUGAUUGCCACAGAUAAUCAGCCGUUUUCAUUUGUCUCAGGUAUUGGUUUUCAGAGGCUGGUGGCUGCAAUGGAGCCCAGAUACAAACUAAAAACUGAGAAGCACUACCGCACUGAUGUUCUAGAUCAGGGGUAUGGUAUCAUUACGAAAGUGGAGAAGAAAAUAAAAACACUCAUUGCAGAGGAUGCUGGCCCUUUUUUGUCUUUCACAACAGACUGUUGGUCAGGGGACACUGAAGCACUGAUGAGUCUAACAUGUCAUUUCAUUGAUGACAACUGGGAAAGGAAACAAGUCAUCCUAAAUGCCAAGGCAAUGUCUGGCUCCCACACUGGGGAGUACAUCAGCAACAUGUUCAUCAGCAUGCUGAAGCACUGGGACAUCAGCCAUGACAGAGUUGUGCUAGUGCUCCGUGACAGUGGUGCUAACAUGGUAAAAGGCCUCAGACUGACAGACGUACCUGAUCUCAGCUGCAGUGCACACACUAUACAGCUUGUGGUGAACGAUGGGAUCAACAGUCAGCGAGUGGUGCUGGACGUUAAUGCCAAGUUAAAGACCAUAGCCAAACAUUUCAACCACUCCGUGCUGGCAAAGCAGCAUCUGAAAGAUAUUCAAAAAGAACUUGGACUUCCCCAGCACAGUCUCAUUCAGUCUGAACCCACUCGCUGGAACUCAACACUCCACAUGAUGCAGAGGAUGCUGGAGCAGAAACGCGCUGUGAACAUCUAUGCUGGAGAAUAUGGAAAAUUUGCUACUCCAACAGCAGAUCAAUGGGACAUCAUUGCCAAUUUGAUUGACACACUGGAACCAGUUGAGGAAGUUACCCUCGAGAUCAGCAGGUCAGAGGCUUCCAUCUCCAGUGUCAUCCCAAGCAUUGCAGUGCUGAAAAUGUUGCUUCAGUCAGAGGGUCCUAACACAAGGGGCAUAAAAACUCUGAGGGAGACGAUGCUGCAAAGUUUGGAGAAAAGGUUCGCAAAAAUCGAGGAGACCAAAUGUUUGGUUUUAGCAACGCUGCUGGAUCCUCGCUACAAGAAUCAUGUCUUUGCCAUGGACACACUGGCCAAGGCAAAACAGUGGAUUAAAGAAGAGCAUGCCAUUGUGUCUGAGCAACUGAACAUAGCCACCACGGAAGACCAAGGACCAGAUCCGAAACAGAGAAGGGUGGGAGAGGAAGAAUCACCUGGUGCCUCCAGUGCUCUCGAACAGAUGUAUGCCAACAUCUUAGGGCCUCAUGGAAGUACUGCUGAGGAGACUGAUGAUGAGCAAAUUGAGCAUCACAUCUCUGAGCAGCUGAAGCAGUACCUCCGUGAGCCUUUGAUUGACAGACAGACUGGUCAGCCACUGGAAUGGUGGAAACAGAACACAUCCCGCCUACACCUACUUGCACAACUGGCUAGAAAAUUCCUCUGUCCACCCCCAUCCUCUGUUCCUAGUGAGAGAGUUUUUAGUGUCAUUGGGAAUAUUUAUGAUGAUAAAAGAAGCAGACUAACUGGAGAACAUGCUGAACAGUUGUGUUUCCUGCAUGACAACCUACGGUUCUUAAACUGGGAGUACUGA
Molecule: messenger RNA, 1869 nt
Organism: Anoplopoma fimbria (sablefish)
Lineage: Eukaryota; Metazoa; Chordata; Actinopteri; Perciformes; Anoplopomatidae
Product: zinc finger BED domain-containing protein 4-like
Exons: 2
Coding region: 1-1869 (622 amino acids)
Molecular function (GO): protein dimerization activity; DNA binding
Source: RefSeq, a predicted model, not a curated record